Molecule: messenger RNA, 1844 nt
Organism: Annulohypoxylon truncatum
Lineage: Eukaryota; Fungi; Ascomycota; Sordariomycetes; Xylariales; Hypoxylaceae
Product: DUF185-domain-containing protein
Exons: 3
Coding region: 137-1741 (534 amino acids)
Biological process (GO): mitochondrial respiratory chain complex I assembly
Cellular component (GO): mitochondrion
Molecular function (GO): protein-arginine omega-N symmetric methyltransferase activity
Source: RefSeq, a predicted model, not a curated record
GCUUUCUCUUCUCAAUUGGGGAAACAGCUUAGACCUCGAAAUUUGGUACUUCCCCAUGCUAAAUCGGGCUAUAUUCAAUUUAUGAAUUCCAUUGUCCAUAAUGAAUUAACGAAUUUCUCUAAUUGACGAUCUGAAAAUGAGAUCAAAUGUGUUGAGAACGGCUCAAGGAGGGCUUAGAUGUCUGUCAAGACGACAAGUCUCUCAUAAACCCAAAGUUGCACAUCAAAGCUGUAGGAGUUUCAUAGCGACACCCUCAUAUAGGGAAGAAGAAAGAAAAUGGACGACACCUCUAGCUAAACAAUUGACCGAAGCAAUUAAUACAACAGGCCCAAUUCCUUUAGCUAGCUAUAUGCGCAUGUGUCUUACAUCGGAUACGGGCGGAUACUACACGGGAGCUAUAGAAGAGGGCCGAGAUCAGUUUGGCCGAAAAGGCGAUUUCAUUACCUCACCAGAAAUAUCACAGAUAUUUGGCGAACUCAUUGGUAUCUGGUUCAUUGCAGAAUGGAUGACUCAAGGCCGGCCUCAACAGGGCGUGGAGCUCAUCGAAGUCGGUCCUGGUAGGGGGACGUUGAUGGAUGAUAUGUUACGGACCAUGAGAAAUUUCAAGGAUAUGUCUUCCAGCAUAGAGACCGUCUACAUGGUCGAGGCAAGCAAAGAGUUGCGAACUACCCAGAAAAACCUGCUCUGCGGCGAGGACGCCGUAAUGACAGAGUCGAAAAUAGGCUGGCAUAGCACAUGCAAGUACUCCGGCCUGCCCAUCGUAUGGACGGAUUCCAUCAAAGCCAUCCCCCAAGACCCCAACAAGACGCCUUUCAUAGUGGCUCACGAAUUCUUCGAUGCCCUACCUAUCCACGCCUUCCAAGUUGUUGAAGUACCGCCAAACCAGAAACCCGCGCCGACGGAUAGCAAUGCUACUAGUGUCUCCAUCUCGCGUCCCGGCUCCCCAUCCACCACCGCUUCAUCCCCCUACCAAUGGCGCGAAAUGGUCGUCUCGCCCACGCCCCAGGGAACAACGCAUGCGGACCUCGGAACGCCCAAGUCGCAGCAGCACGAGCCCGUGCCCGAGUUCCAGCUAACCCUCAGCCCGACCACGACGCGGCACGCGCAAUACCUACCCGAGACGUCGGCGCGGUACCAAGCCCUGAAAUCCACUCCAGGCGCCCUGAUCGAAGUAUGUCCGGACGCCUCCCUCUACGCCGCGGACUUCGCGACGCGGAUCGGGGGCACCACCACCACCACCUCCUCCUCUUCUUCCUCCUCAUCCUCCGCCAAACCCCAACCCUCCGGCGCAGCCCUGAUCCUAGACUACGGGCCCGCCGCCACCAUCCCCGCGAACACGCUGCGCGGGAUCCGACAGCACCAGCGCGUCUCACCCUUCGCGUCGCCCGGACUCGUCGACCUGAGCGCCGACGUCGACUUCACCGGCCUUGCCGAGGCCGCGCUGCUCGCUUCGCCCGGCGUCGAGGUCCACGGCCCCGUCGACCAGGCCUAUUUCCUCGAGACCAUGGGCGUGCGCCAGCGCGCCGAGAUGCUGGUUAAGAAGCUCGAGCAGACGCAGGACCAGACCCAGACCCAGACCCGGGAUACCGAGGAGAAGAAGAGGGAGAUCGAGCGUUCGUGGAAACGGCUCGUGGAUCGCGGACCUGGUGGUAUGGGUAAGGUGUACAAGGUCUUGGCUAUCCUGCCCGAGAACGGGGGUAGGAGGAGGCCGGUUGGGUUUGGUGGGGAUGUGAGUGCUUGAUUAAGGGGCAUUUACAUGUAAAAGGGGUGGUUGGUGAGGAAUCGCUUGUACAAUAUCUACGGAAGAUAAAAGGCAAACAUUGAUUAGACCUGAAUAUAUAGCA